ACGCAUGCGCAGUGUAGAGACUUCCGGAGCACGAGAUAUAUGCUGAUAUAGUAACGACUUACUGAGAGUAACGACUUGUUGUGGGUUUAAGUGUCGGAAUUCCCAAGGAGAACGUUUCAUAAUAAGGACUACUGAAAAGUAUAUUAGCUUUCGAUAUCACCUUCUGUAGAGUUUGCUGACAAGUUGUUUAAUAUCUGAUGCAAUAUGGCAACCAAACAUCGUCCACUCUUACGGAUAAUCACAGAGACGAGGCGCCAUGUGAAGGAUUUACCUUUAGGAUUUGUACGAUAUGCUUCCAGCACAUGUUCAGUGAAUCAACCAGCAGAAAACACGCCUGUGUUUAGGGCCCCGGUGUCGGAAGGAGGACGAGGAGGCGGUGGAUCAUCAUCUCGGACGUGUCUCCUUAGAGCCGCGGCGUUAGGACUGGGGCUGAGUGCGUUAUACGGUGUAAACAACGAGCGGGAUAAACACGUCUCCAUGAAGACACGACCUGUCACUAACACCGUGCUGCACUGCGUCGCACCUACAGCCUACUGUGCUUCCGCAUACAAAGGCGACAGUCCGCGGUAUAAGUACAACUUUAUCGCGGAUGUAGUGGAGAAAUCGGCGCCUGCUGUAGUUUACAUUGACAUAUUAGGACGGCAUCCAUUCUCUGGCCGUGAGAUCCCUAUUUCUAAUGGUUCUGGCUUCAUCAUCAGUGCUGAUGGUCUCAUAGUGACCAAUGCCCAUGUUGUAGCCAACAAGCGUGGGGUUCGUGUCAAACUGGCCAACGGAGACAUGUACAAUGCCACUGUACAAGAUGUGGAUCAGGCCGCAGACAUUGCAACAAUUAAAAUCAAUGCUAAGCAUCCCUUGCCCACACUGCGUCUUGGGAAGUCAUUAGAUGUUCGUCAGGGGGAGUUUGUGGUUGCCAUGGGGAGCCCCUUUGCUCUGAGGAACACCAUCACAUCUGGAAUAGUUAGUUCGGCUCAAAGAGGCAGCAAAGAACUGGGCCUGUCUAAUGGCAACAUGGACUACAUACAGACCGAUGCUGCCAUAGAUUUUGGGAAUUCAGGUGGUCCACUUAUUAAUUUGGAUGGUGAGGUCAUUGGUAUUAACACCAUGAAGGUGACUGCUGGGAUUUCUUUUGCCAUUCCCUCUGACAGACUUCGUCUUUUCCUUGAGAAUGCUGCUGAUAAAAAGAGUUCUUGGUUCAGUGGCUCUGAAAAUAAACGCCGCUACAUAGGAGUGAUGAUGUUAACACUAACACCCAGUAUAAUCACUGAGUUGAAGAUGCGUGAUCCCUUGUUCCCAGAUGUAACACAUGGAAUCCUCAUCCAUCGUGUUAUCACUGGCUCUCCGGCCAACAGAGCGGGUAUGAAACCAGGUGAUAUUGUGGUGGAAGUCAAUGGGAAAAAGGUGAGCACCUCAGAAGAAAUCUACAAUGCAGUACGGACAAGUGACAGCAUCAACAUGGUGGUGCGCAGAGGUCAAGACCUCCUGAUGCUGCACAUUUCCCCUGAGUUCACAGAAUAACAUAUACCAGACACAGUAUUUUGCCUUAUGGAAAAAUUACAGAUUAAAAAAAAAGAUUUAAAAAAAAAAAGGUUUGUUAAAUAUUCUGAAGAGAUGUUUGAUAAUUAGACUCGAGUGUGUUACAAUUUUAUUACAUUUAUUUUUAUUUAAUUUCAUCUCACAUGUCCGAUUCACGUUCUCGGCAUUUAUUUUUUUUUCAGUUAAUGUGGCUUGUUGAAACAAUGAUGUGAUGGGGCAGAUGUGCACAUACAUGUUGCAGAUAAUACAUUGGAAAAAAAUGUGAUAUUCAAAAGUUUAUUAAAAGUGAAAUAUUAAAGUGACUGAAACGAUGUCAAUAACAGAUUAGAGCCUUAAACCUCGAAAUAAAAUUGUGGUGUGCGUUUUAAUGUUUUACACUUGUAUGAAAAACCUCGUCAACACAUCAGUCCACAUGUUUUUGCAUUAAAUAUUGUCUGUUCUCAAAAAUAAAAGGAACCAAAUCUCUGCAGAAAAUUCAA
Molecule: messenger RNA, 2012 nt
Organism: Tachysurus fulvidraco (yellow catfish)
Lineage: Eukaryota; Metazoa; Chordata; Actinopteri; Siluriformes; Bagridae
Product: serine protease HTRA2, mitochondrial
Exons: 8
Coding region: 205-1515 (436 amino acids)
Biological process (GO): programmed cell death; positive regulation of apoptotic process; proteolysis
Cellular component (GO): mitochondrion
Molecular function (GO): protein binding; serine-type endopeptidase activity
Source: RefSeq, a predicted model, not a curated record